Messenger RNA from Pocillopora meandrina, 5352 nucleotides. The record is from the annotation of a GenBank genome assembly. NCBI's taxonomy places the organism in Eukaryota, Metazoa, Cnidaria, Anthozoa, Scleractinia, Pocilloporidae.
UUGCCUGAUCAGACUGGGUUUCACUUAGACAACAGAAAUGCAGCAAAAAUUUUCCAUCCCAACUGAUGAAAGCUGAGGUAGCUGAGAAAAGAAACCUACUUUGAAAGUUAGUUGUUUAUUUGCGAGUUCGCUUUCCGGUAGGCAUCAGUUGUUAAAUGCUAAUUGAGAUAAAUUAACUUGUAUAAACUUGUUAAAGACUAUAUUGUUUGCUAACCUUCUCAAUGCCUAAACUCUGAGCGCAGACUAAUUCCAUGAGUAAGUUUUCCCGACUGAAAAGUUAGAACAACUUUUAAAAAUAAUUUUUCCAUUUUUAACAGGAGAGUAACCCACGAAAAUUAGAAUGUGUAGACUGAAGUAAUAAUUAAUACGGUAUGCCAACUUUGUAAUGAAAAAUACUUUGCGCUUAAAACUUGAAUUUAAUGCCCUUGGAUGAAAAUUGACGUAUUGACAUCAAGAUCAUACUGCCCAAGUAAACAAAUAAUAAUAAUAAACUAGGCUAGUGAAGCUCAUGAGAAUGUUAUCAACAAAUCAAUUUGUUUAAUUGAGCAAAAAAAAAACAUUCCUUGGUGUAUAACAGUCAAGAAAGCGUAAUUUGCGGAUAAGUUGUAUCUUUGAAUUCCUAGUCAAGAUCAUGGUAUCCAGUGUGGGUGACUACAUACAUAAUUGGUGUAUCUUAUCUGCAGCUGUGGCUCAGGCAUUGACAAUGAAGUCAUUAAGGAAGGAAAAGAAAGUGUUACCACUCAAAGGAGGUUGCUAAACCAUGAUGUUCCUUUUGAAACAACAUAUCAAUUUUUCAUUCAUGAGCCACAUGACAAAGCUCUAAGAUCUCUGCAGCUUAAAACUUUGAAGACAUCAAGAUCAGUUCUAGAACUUAUUUAACAUCACAUCUUCACUCUCUUUUUACACAGGCUUACAACAUCAUGUUAUUUUCAAGUCAAAUAUCUUUUGUGACUUUUACUCUCAUUGAGUUUCUCUGUAUGGUGAAUUUAAUUUUGUGCCAUGAGCACCCUUCACACCAUUCAGAUACUCAUUCAUGUGGGAAUCAGUAUGGUGAAGAUUGUAAUGUUCUCAAGAAUGAUCUUACAGAGGAGGAAAUGUUUCUGCGUGGUCAUAUGAAGCCAUUUGGAUCACAUCGUCCUCCUGACUUCGCCGUAGAAGAACUUCCUUACAUGAUUUCUCCCGUGGAUUUCUACAUGAAUUAUGUUAUAAAGCAUAAACCAGUUGUGUUUAAAGGUAAUCUAUUUUAACUGACAGUCUAUAUUCCUCUCUAUCUAUGAAUGUGAUUCUUUGAUUUACUCCAAAUGUAUUUUAUGAAUUUAAUUAUUCCACAGUAACACUGAGUUACCACUAAAUAUCAUUCAGAUACUGUACAUUUUAAUGCCAGCACAAAUCACAUGAAAGUAAAAGUUAUUUAGAAGAAAUUGUUUGAUUCUCUCAAGAAAAUUACUUUUCUUCCAAUUUAGGUGCUGUGAAAUACUGGCCUGCAUAUACAAAGUGGACAGAUCAAUACUUGAAUACAACUUAUGGCCAAGAAAGGUUUCACAUGGAAACAAAGGAUGAUGACAAAUGGAAUGUCCCCCCUGAUAUGGAGCUGAGUGAAUUUCUCUCUCAAUACAACCAUUCAAAUCGCUACCUUGUUGAUGAAGUUCUUCCAGACAUGCGAAAAGAUGUAAUUCUUCCACUGUGUUUACGCUGUGAAGAAAUGAGCUCAUUCUUUUUUGUGUCGUACUUCUGGAUGAGCACUGGAGGGACAUCGUCAUCUAUUCACAUUGAUACAGAUGAAAACUUGCUGUGUGUCAUUCAUGGACAUAAAUCUGUCCUCAUGGUGUCUCCAGUCUAUUCCACCCAUCUGUACUCUGAUGAGUCACGGGUGCUGGGUGUCUCAGACAUCAAUCCACAAGCUGUUGAUUUAGAGAAAUUUCCCAAUGUCGUGAAAGUUCGGUAUCACCGGGCCAAUGUUGAAGAAGGAGAUAUUGUUUACAUCCCCCAGAUAUGGUGGCACCAAGUUAUAUCAAGGUAAUUAUGGCAUGUAUAUUUUUGCAUAUCAUGGAUCUAAUCCUUUAAAUCCAAAGAGUGACCAGGUUCUACUUUCUCCUUACUGUGAUAUUCUACUGAAUCAUUCACUAACCCUUUAAACUGUAAGAGUGACUAGCAUCAAAUUUUUCCCACAAUAGCACCCCUGAGUCACACAUGAAGGUUAUGAGAAUAAAGGAAAUGAUCACUAAUGAAAGAAGCUUUUGAUUGGUAAACAAAUUCUCCUUGUCAGCAGUUAAAGAAAUGUGUAAAAGGCAAUAUAAAGAAUAUGCAUACUGAUGUUAGGGUGUAAAGGGUUAAGAUCGUGACAAUUAAGGAAAUGAUUGCGAACCUAUAAAGCAUUAAUUGUUAAGCAAAUUCUCUUCUUCAAUACUGAAGAAAAUGUAUAGGGAUGAGUAUGGAAAAUAUGGAUACUAUCUGUUAGUGUGUGUGGAGGGGCAGUGGCCUCAUUGUUAGUGCGUUUGACUCCAGAUCGAGUGGUGCGGGUUUGAGCCCUGGCUGGGGUCAUUGCGUUGUGUUCUUAGGCAAGACACUUUACUCUCACAGUGCUUCUCUUCACCCAGGUGUACAAAUGGGUACCAGCAAAUGUGCUGGGGGUAACCCCUGCGAUGGACUAGCAUCCCAUCCAGGGGGGAGUAGCAAUACUCCUAGCCGCUUCAUGCUAAGAAAACCAGAGUUAAGCACCUGCCCCAUAGGCCACUCAGGCCCGUAUAAAGGCUUUAUUUAUCUGUUAGUGUGUAAAGGGUUAACCUUUAACUCCCAAGGUCUCAUUAGUAAUUCUCCUUACUAUCUGCCAAACAAUUCUCAUUAUGUUAGUUUGGAAAAUUUGGUAUCAGAUAAAUUAGCAAUCUCAUACAUGUAAUUGAUAUUUUCCUUUAUUUUCAAUUCACUUGUCUGCAUGAUAUUGUAUAGAUGUACUGAGGAGAAACUCUCUCUUGGUCACUCAUGGGAGUUAAAGGGUUAAAUGAUAAAUCAGUGAUGAAUAAUGCCCUUAAUUACAUCUUUUUCAUUGCUAUAGACCUGAACGUCAACAAGCAGUGGCCUUGUGGUGGAAAUCCAAACCAGUAUUCAAAAAACCUGGAAGGGAGGCACUGCCAGUGGAAAGUCUUGACAAAGGUAUUGGCUGUAAACUGGGCGUUGAGUAUUGACUUUGAGUUUUUGUACACAAAUUUAUUAGAAAGUAAAAGGUACUCCGCAUUCUGGCUUUGUGAGAUAGUGCAAAGCAGGCUCUGGUUGUCUCCUAACCUGUUAUUACAUGUGUCUGAUAAACGUUAACUUUCUCUCCUUUAGCUACCACACAUUUCCUUGUAAAUCAGUUACAAGAAGUUUGGUGGUAGAUCAAGAUAACUUCUGCCUGAUAAGUUUGAGUAAUCUCAUUACCUGUUUGCUGGAUGAUAUAUGAAUAUUAGAGGGAGAAGUUACUUGUUAAUUACUUGUGGGAUUUUAAAAGGGUUAAGUCCCAAUCAAUAGAAAUUUGAUGCGAAUGGCAUUAAUCUGAUUAUUACAACAAUAAUCAUAUGUAGUACAACUUGGCCAUAAGUUUAUCUAAAUCAUUGUACCUCUAGUAAGAAGUUGGACAGUUUAAUUAAUAAUUAUUUAAUACAGUCGAACCUCGAUCAUCUGGACCCCGAUUAUCCGGACUAUUCGAUUAUCCGGACUUUCUUCUCUGGUCCCAAUUUUUCCAUGAAUAUUAAUUAGUUGUGAUCUUGAAAACUCAAAGUUGCAAAAAGCCCAAUAAUCCUUUUAAAAGACUGUUGAAACAGCAUAUUAUCCUAUGCGCUUUUCAAAAUUUCGAAAGUGUGACGAGACAAAGAAAUAUUCUGAUGCAUUCAGCUGAAAUAUGGUUUCAACUUGUUUAGUUCCUUUUAUGUAAACACAAAAUCAAAUGAAAAAUUCUAUUGAUUAAAGAUAAGCAGAUAAUUAUUUCACAUUCCUAUCUCAUUAAUAUUCAUAUUUUCGAUUAUCCGGACUCUCGAUUAUCUGGACUAUUUACCGAGGUCCCGAUGAGUCCAGAUAAUCGAGGUUCGACUGUAGUAAACAGUACUUACUUUACUGAUUGAAGAUAUGAAACAUUUACAGAAAGGUAUUCCUUUGGAAAUGUCCUGGCCCAGUAUGAGUUAUGGGUUCAGAAUGUGAGUGAUAUCACACCAAGAAUAAAAUGCAAGGACCAGCAGGUUUUCAUGAGCGAUUAUCAGUUUGAAAGUGACAAAAUGAAUGUACCACAGACACAGGGAGAUGGAGGCUACCUGGAAGAGGUAUGGACAACAUGAGAAGAUCACUCUAGAGUGAGAUGUACAGGUUGUAUCAAUGUUCUCUCCAUCUGGGACACUGACAGCUUAUUUCAGGGGGUCUUCUAUGGUCAUGUAAAGUUCUAAGUAAAAUCUAAAUUUCUCAGUUUUCCUGUUGUUCAAAUUUGAAAGUGCUUGAGAGUUUCAUAAUCAAAUUUUCCACAACUUCAGUUCUGAAUAGUCAGAUGGGAUUCAGACCUUUUUCUGACUGGUUAUGCCUUUCAUUAUCCACUUUCAUAUGAAUUUGAAAUGGAUUUCAACAAGUAGAAACAUUAUUACCAUUUCCAUUUUGCUAAAUAAAUUUGGUAGAAUUUUUUUUGUAGGAAACAAAAGUACAUUUGAGAAGAGAGCAAAAAGACAGUUCAGAAGCAUGUUUUGUUGUUGAAAAGGAGUCACACACAACCACUCAAUCAACUCUUUAAACCUUUGACCCAUUAGAGUAACUAGCAUCCAAUAACUCUUUACGAUAUCACCCCUGAAUCAAACAUCUAAGUCAUGAGAAUGAUGGUAAUGAUCACUAACUUAAGAAGCUCUUUAUUGUAAAACAAAUUCUCCUUGUCAGCACCCUAGGAAAUGUAUAGAGAACAGUGUGGAGAAUAUGCAUUCUGAUGUUAGGGUGUUAAGGGGUUAAUAAACAGUACAUGCAUAUGGAGGGAGACAUUCUUGGCCAAGGUCUUUUUAUGUUUAUUGGAGUAAUUCUUUGUUUGAUUCCACUCUACCAUAAUCUUAAUCUGCUUUUUAUUUUUAUUUUUGUUUGCAGGAAUUAGGCCUGAAAAUCAGUGAUCUGAACAAGCCAGAAAACAAAGAUUUGAACCCUUGUGAUUUUGAUUACAAAAAUCAGAAGAGCCCAUGUCACUUUGAAAGCUGUCGCAACCAGGAAGAUGAAGAGAACACCAAGUGCAUUCGAUAUAUACUAGACUACUGCCUACACUAUGAUGACAGAGGAUGUGUAGAUCAGCUGCCACAGUUGAUGAAUAAGCUUGGUUCUUCUCAGUACAAGGAGAUACAACAAAUGCAAUCUGAUUUUUGA